Messenger RNA from Coregonus sp. 'balchen', 11820 nucleotides. The record is from the annotation of a GenBank genome assembly. NCBI's taxonomy places the organism in Eukaryota, Metazoa, Chordata, Actinopteri, Salmoniformes, Salmonidae.
AUGGUAGUGUGGGCAAGGAGGUACGGUAGGGUGGGCAAGGAGGUAUGGUACGGAGGGCAAGGAGGUAUGGUAGUGUGGGCAAGGAGGUACGGUAGGGUGGGCAAGGAGGUAUGGUAGGGUGGGCAAGGAGGUAUGGUAGGGUGGGCAAGGAGGUAUGGUAGGGUGGGCAAGGAGGUACGGUAGGGUGGGCAAGGAGGUAUGGUAGGGAGGGCAAGGAGGUAUGGUAGGGUGGGCAAGGAGGUACGGUAGGGUGGGCAAGGAGGUACGGUAGGGUGGGCAAGGAGGUAUGGUAGGGUGGGCAAGGAGGUAUGGAAGGGUGGGCAAGAGGUAUGGUAGGGUGGGCAAGGAGGUAUGGUAGGGUGGACAGGAGGUAUGGUAGGGUGGACACGGAGGUAUGGUAGGGUGGGCAAGGAGGUAUGUAGGGUGGGCAAGGAGGUAUGGUAGGGUGGGCAAGGAGGUAUGGUAGGGUGGGCAAGGAGGGAUGGUAGGGAGGGCAAAGAGGUAUGGUAGGGUGGGCAAGGAGGUAUGGUAGGGUGGGCAAGGAGGUAUGGUAGGGUGGGCAAGGAGGUAUGGUAGGGUGGGCAAGGCCCCCUAGUGAGAGAGAGAUGGGGAGGAAACAAGUUAGAAGGUCAGAGAGAGAGAAAGAGAGAUGUGUGUGAGAGAAAGGGGAGAGAGAGAGAAAGGGGAGAGAGAGAGAGGGAGAGAGAGAGGAUGAGAGAGAGAGAUGAGAGAGAGAGAGAGCUAUCAGAUGAGAGAGAGAGAGGGAGAGAGAGAGCUGGAGGAGAGAGUCAUUGGAGAGUGGAGGAAUGAUGUGGGGGUGAGACAGAGAGAGCAGAGAUAGAGAAGAGAGAGAGAGAGAGAGAGAGAGAGAGAGAGAGAGAGAUGGGGAAGUAGUACGCAUCAUUGUAGACAUGCUGAAAGAGGUUGGACAGAGAGAGAUAAACUGGAAGCUGAACAGUCACCCGGAAAACAAGAAGAUAUAUAGAACACUGGAACUGGAGAGAGAGAGAGAGAGAGAGAGAGAAGAAAGGGGGAGAACGUGGGAGAAAGAUAGAGAGAGAGAGUUGUGGUAGAGCAUCAUGGAGAAAGUCUUCAUCACCAUGGUUACCCUUCUGUUAAGUGAGUUCACUCAGUUGUAUUACAGUUUUAUUACAUACUGUAGGUAUCUAGUGUGUGUUUUAUGUAUUCAUGAUAGAAAAUAGUGUGUAACAGUACAUUUAGAAAGAUGAAGUGUUGGGGUGACAGGUUUUAAUAUGAACUGGACUAUUUCUCAUGUUUUCAUGUGACAGCACUGUGUCCAGUUGAGUCAGAGUGUCACGAUCGUCAGGGAGAGAAGUAGACCAAUGCGCAGCGUGUUGAAUGAACAUGUUUAGAAUGUAUUAAAUAAAGCACGAACAAAACAAUAAAUGACUCGUAACGUCCAACGGUAAACAAAUACCGACACGGAACAAAAACCCACAACCACAAGGUGAAAACAGACAGUUUAAAUAUGGCUCCCAAUCAGAGACAACCAGCGAACAGCUGACACUCGUUGCCUCUGAUUGGGAGUCACUCAGGCAAACACAGAAAUAGACAACCUAGAACACCCAACAUAGAAACAGAACACAUAAACGAACACACCCUGGCUCAACAUACAGAGUCCCGGAGCCAGAGCGUGACAGUACCCCCCCCCCUAAAGGCGCGGACUGCGACCGCGCCUCAACAAAACCCACACAGGGGAGGGCUGGGUGGGCAUUCCUCCUCGGAGGCGGCUCCGGCUCCGGGCUUGACCACCACCCUUCCAUAAUUCCCCCGUAGCGCCCCUGAUCCGGUCUGACCCCGCUGGCUGGAUCUGGACUGGACAUCGACGGAGCGGAUUGCUUACGCUCCGUUGUGGAGCAGCUGACCGGUACCUGAUCAGGCACCAGACUGACGACGCGCACCCCUGGCUUGGCGCGUGAGGCAGGAACGGACCGGACCUGGCUGACGAUGCGCCCCCCUGGCUUGGUGCGUGGAGCAGCAACGGACCGGACCGGGCUGACGACUCGCACCCCUGGCUUGGUGCGUGGAGCCGGAACGGGCCUCACCGGACUGACGACUCGCACCCUUGGCUUGGUGCGUGGAGCAGCGACGGGCCUUACCAGGCUGACGACUCGCACCCCGCGCUUGGUGCGAGUAGCAGGAACGGGCUGAACCAGGCUGACGACUCGCACCCCUGGUUUGGUGCGAGUGGCAGGAACGGGCUGGACCAGGCUGACGACUCGCACCCCUGGCUUGGUGCGAGUGGCAGGAACGGGCUGGACCAGACUGACGACGCACACCGUAGGCUUGGUGCGUGGAGCAGGGACAGGCCGGGCUGGGCUGGCGAUGCACACCGUAGGCUUGGUGCGUGGAGCAGGGACAGGCCGGGCUGGACUGGCGACGCACACCGUAGGCUUGGUGCGUGGAGCAGGGACAGGCCGGGCUGGGCUGGCGACGCACACCUUAGGCUUGGUGCGUGAAGCAGGGACAGGCCGAACUGGGCUGGCGACGCACCCCGUAGGCUUGGUGCGAGAGGCAGGAACAGGCCGGACCGUACUGGGGACACACACCACUGGCCCUACGCAGGGAUCAGGAACGGGCCGGACCGGACUGGUAACACACCCCAGUACCUCUCGCCGUGCCUCCACACUUUCCCUCUCCUCUGUGACCAGUGGCCCCCUUAACCUGGCGGCCUCCUCUGCCAAUCCGCUGGGCCGCUCUGCCGCGGUCUCCUGCUGGCCCGUCGUCCACGGCGUUAGCCCCCCCCUAAAAAAAUUCUGGGGGUCUCUCUUCCCCGUGGGCCAGGCCUCUAUAUUUCUCACCCAACUCUCGCUCUCCUGCUUCCAACUCCAGCCAUUCUGCUCCUCCUUAGGCUUGACCCAGUCGAGACUCUUCCUCCACUGUUCCCAAGUCCAUCCACUCUGCUCUUUACAAGGCUGGACCCAGUCGAGGUUGCCACGGAGAUCUGCAAGCGAUUCCCCUGGCGAUGGCUCCUGGACACGCUGCUUGGUCCAGUUUUGGUGGGUUUUUCUGUCACGAUCGUCAGGGAGAGAAGUAGACCAAUGCGCAGCGUGUUGAAUGAACAUGUUUAGAAUGUAUUAAAUAAAGCACGAACAAAACAAUAAAUGACUCGUAACGUCCAACGGUAAACAAAUACCGACACGGAACAAAAACCCACAACCACAAGGUGAAAACAGACAGUUUAAAUAUGGCUCCCAAUCAGAGACAACCAGCGAACAGCUGACACUCGUUGCCUCUGAUUGGGAGUCACUCAGGCAAACACAGAAAUAGACAACCUAGAAAACCCAACAUAGAAACAGAACACAUAAACGAACACACCCUGGCUCAACAUACAGAGUCCCGGAGCCAGAGCGUGACACAGAGGGUUUGGCAGUGACUGGACUUGUAGGAGGACAGGUGAAAAUCAAAUGCUCACAUAUAUUUGCACAGAGCAACAAAAAAUACUUCUGCAAGGACACCUGCACUGGUUCAGAUAUUCUGGUUCAAACUGAGGACAGCAAGAACUAUAUUGAGAGAGGGAGAUACAGUAUAAAUGACAUAGGAGAUGGAGACUUCACUGUUACCAUCAAGAGCCUGAAGAUGUCAGACUCUGGGACCUACUGGUGUGGAGUGGAUAGAUUCUUCAUAGACACGUCUCAGGAAGUGCUUCUCACAGUACUGGACGGUACGUGUUUCAUGUUGUUGUAUUUACAGAGACAUUUAAUUUCACAGUUUCUCUUCAGUACUAGAACUCUAUUGUCUUUAGUAUAACAUACAUUAGUAAUAGUAUUAGUACUGAAGAGAAACAGUAAUAUUCAGUAUUAGUAUUUAGCUGCACAUCAUUCUUAUUAAGGGGCAGAAUGUUGUCUAUUACUCAGUAUCACACUGUGGCUAUUACACACAACACUUCCUGUUCAGCUUCCCUGUUCUAACAAUACAGUCUGACAUCGGUCUUAUAUUUUUCUUUUCAGCUCCGCCUAUUCAGCCUGACAUCACUAGGUCCAGUCUCCGCCCCCCUGUCAUAGUAGUCAUAACAACAGGUAACCUCUAAACCAGUGGCACUCAUUAUUGGACCCUGGCACUACACACCUGAUUCCACUAAUCAACUCAUCAUCAAACCUUUGAUUAGUGGAAUCAGGUGUGUAGUACUAAGGCUAAAACUAAAUGAUCACCCCUUUGGGUCCCCAGGACCAGGAUUAAGAUACACUGCUCUAGACAUAGAUUGAGACAGUACAUCUGCAUUCUAAGCUGCCCAGCAUCCAGAUACCAGGGUAUACAGUCCAUUCAGAAAGUAUUCAGACCGCUUGACUUUUUCCAAAUUUUGUUAGGUUACAGCCUUAUUAUUUUUUAUUUUUUUUCUUAAUCAAUCUACAUACAAUACCAAAUAAUGACGAAGCAAAAACAGUUUUUUAGAAAUGUUUGCAAGUGUAUUAAAUAUAAAAAUCAAAAUAUCACAUUUACAUAAGUCUUCAGACGCUUUGCUACGAGACUCCAAAUUGAGCUCAGGUGCAUAUUGUUUCCAUUUAUCAUCCUUGAGAUGUUUCUACAACUUGAUUAGAGUCCAACUGUGGUAAAUUCAAAUGAAUGGACAUGAUUUGGAAAGGCACACACCUCUAAACACCUGGAGAGUAAACAUUCUAUCUGCCUAAUUCUUCUCUGCAUGCACUCUCUCUCCCUCUCCAUCCAUCUCUCUCUUUCUCUCCCCGUGACUCUCUCUCUCCCUCUCCAUCCAUCUCUCUCUUUCUCUCCCUGUGACUCUCUCUCCCUCUCCAUCCAUCUCUCUCUUUCUCUCCCUGUGACUCUCUCUCCCUCUCCAUCCAUCUCUCUCUUUCUCUCCCUGUGACUCUCUCUCCCUCUCCAUCCAUCUCUCUCUUUCUCUCCCUGUGACUCUCUCUCCCUCCCAUCCGAUCUCUCUCUGUCUCUCCCUGUGACUGCUCUUUCUUGUGACUAUCUCUCAUCUCUCCAUCCAUCUAUCUCUUUCUCUCCCGUGAAUCUCUCUACCAUCCCAUCCAUCUCUCUCUUUCUCUCCCUGUGACUCUCUCUCCCUCUCCAUCCAUCAUCUCUCUUUCUCUCCCCGUGUGACUCUCUCUCCCUCUCCAAUCCAUCUCUUUUCUCUCCAUGUGCUCUCCUCUCCACCAUCUUUUCUCCCUGUGACUCUCUCUCCCUCUCCAUCCAUCUCUCUCUUUCUCUCCCUGUGACUCUCUCUCCCUCUCCAUCCAUCUCUCUCUUUCUCUCCCUGUGACUCUCUCUCCCUCUCCAUCCAUCUCUCUCUUUCUCUCCCUGUGACUCUCUCUCCCUCUCCAUCCAUCUCUCUCUUUCUCUCCCUGUGACUCUCUCUCCCUCUCCAUCAUCUCUAUCUUCUCUCACUGUGACUCUCUCUCCCUCCAUCCAUUCUCUCUUUUAUCUCCGGGGACUCUCUCUCCCUCUCCAUCCAUCUCUCUCUUUCUCUCCCUGUGACUCUCUCUCCUCUCCAUCAUCUCUCUUUCUCUCCGUGACUAUCUCUCUCCCCCAUCCAUCUCUCUUUACUCUACAUGUGACUCUCUCUCAAUACCAUCAUUCUCUUUCUCUCCCUGUGACUCUCUCCUCUCAUAUAUAUCUCUGUAUUAACUGUGGACUCUCUCUCUCUACAUCAUAUCUAUAUUUUCAAAAGUGUACUCUCUUACCUAUAGAAGAGAGGGCUAUCAUUGGGACAGGAAUCAAGACAAUAGAAAACAUAUCUAGUCUUUCUCAGUGAAUCUCCUAUGAUAAUGACGAUAAUCUAGGGCGUCUUUCUCUCUGGGACUAGCUCCCUCAUCACACUAUCUCGCUCUCUCUCUUCUCUCUGUACGACUCCUAUCUCGCUCUCUCUAUCUGAUCUCUAUCCUCUCGUCGUAAAUCUCUCUCAUCUCUCUAUCUCUCGCUCUCUCUCGUCUCUCUCUCUCUCUUCUUAUCCUCUAUUCACGCUCUCUCUCUCUCUCUCUUCUCUCUCUAUCUCUCUCUCUCUCUCUCUCUCUCUCUCUCUCUCUCUCUCUCUAUAUCGUGGCUUUUAAACGUCUAGGGUGGAUGGACAAGAGACCCGUAACAUAAUUCAUGCAAAUUAGAAUCGUGACAUGGAACAGUGAGAACAAAAACUACACGACAACCAUAAAAUGUUUAUUUUUGAACACACAGUAAAGGUUUGGGAAAAAGGGCUGAGCAGGACCCAAGAAAUGAAACAAGUGUAAAAAAAAACUAAACUGAUCUUGCCUGCCUCAAGAACCGCUAAGCUACUGCUAAUCAUACAAAAAUACAGUGGGUGGUCCGCUCAGGUCUAACUAGUGUUUUUAGACUGUUUUCUUCCUACGGGUAAUGUAUGCCCUAGGGCAACUUGCUUAAAUUCCCCUUUUCCCAGAAACACACAACAAAGUUACCAAACAGAGUAACCAGCAAAUGAGUGAGUACACAAAACACCACAGUAUCCAUACUCACAUACGGAAAAUAGUCUCUAACAAACUUACCAAACAGAGUAACCAGCAAAUGAGUGAGUACACAAAACACCACAGUAUCCAUACUCACAUACGGAAAAUAGUCUCUAACAAACUUACCAAACAGAGUAACCAGCAAAUGAGUGCGUGCACAGGACACCACAGUAUCCAUACUCACAUACGGAAAAUAGUCUCUCACAACAAACACAACUGACUGGCUUUUAAACAAUGGGAUGUGUGAUUGAAAAACCAGAAACAGGUGGUGCAAUGCAGAGGAAUGUCCACUGAUUGGUCCACCUCAGCAAUCAGCAGACACCCCAACGACCACCGAUCAGGAACAUACAGGACACGUGAUUAGGGCAGAAGGAGAGGAAAAACACAAAAAGACACAGGAUACCUGUAUACGUAACAGAUGGUGUAUAUGUUAGUCUCUCAGAGGCCUAGAGGAAGUGAUGCAACACUUUAGGUUUUGUGGAGAGCUGCUGCUGACGCCAUGGCCUCUGUUGCUAAGGUUACUAUGAUCACUAUCUUACUCAGAGUCUCUUCAUUUAUCAGACCUUUAUGUUCUGUCUGUCUGUCUGUCUGUCUAACUGUCUAACUGUCUGUGUGUCUGUCUUCCUGGCUGCCUGUCUGUCUGUCCGUUUCUUUGUCUGUCUGUCUCUUUGUCUGUCUGUUUGUCUGUCUGUCUGUCUGUCUUACUAAACAGCUGACCAACCUUCCAACCUACCUUACUUUAUUGAGUGAUCUAUCCACCAAUCGACCUAAUGACAGUUGCAGCUAUCCAUCUAUGAUAUGUAUAGUGUGGAAAGCAUAGGGUUUGCAAAAAUCUGGUAAUUUCUGGAAAAACUGGGAAUUUUGAGUCUCUCCUCUUGUCUGUGGUCAGGUCUGAUUGUAUCAAUGAUAUAUACAGUAUUCUGUAAAGUCUCUCCUCCUGUCUGUGGUCAGGUCUGAUUGUAUCAAUGAUAUAUACAGUACUCUGUAAAGUCUCUCCUCCUGUCUGUGGUCAGGUCUGAUGGUAUCUAUGAUAUAUACAGUACUCUGUAAAGUCUCUCCUCCUGUCUGUGGUCAGGUCUGGUGGUAUCUAUGAUAUAUACAGUACUCUGUAAAGUCUCUCCUCCUGUCUGUGGUCAGGUCUGAUGGUAUCUAUGAUAUAUACAGUACUCUGUAAAGUCUCUCCUCCUGUCUCUGGUCAGGUCUGAUGGUAUCUAUGAUAUAUACAGUACUCUGUAAAGUAUCUCCUCCUGUCUCUGGUCAGGUCUGAUGGUAUCUAUGAUAUAUACAGUACUCUGUAAAGUCUCUCCUCCUGUCUCUGGUCAGGUCUGAUGGUAUCUAUGAUAUAUACAGUACUCUGUAAAGUCUCUCCUCCUGUCUGUGGUCAGGUCUGAUGGUAUCUAUGAUAUAUACAGUACUCUGUAAAGUCUCUCCUCCUGUCUGUGGUCAGGUAUGAUGGUGUGGACCAGUGUUGGUCUGGUAGUCAUGGUGACAGUGUUAGGACUGGUCCUGCUCCUGUUCUACAGACAGAGGAGAGGAACCAGGAGAACACCACCACCACCACCAGUCUCCUCCAACACACAACCUGACCCUACUGGAGAGGUGAGAGAUACAAGGGCGUGUUUGUGUGUGUGUGUGUGUAUGUAUAUAUGUGUGUGUGUGUGUGUGUGUGUGUUUGUGUGUGUGUGUCCUCUAGUGGAUUUCUACUGUAAUCUGUUAUCAUUCCUCAAUCUGUCAACAUGAAGAAGUUGCUGCAAACAUCACUUGUAAGUUAGACAAGUCAGUUUCAACAGAUAAUGGAUUCUCAGACUCAAAGGCUGCGUUAACACAGGCAGCCCAAUUCUGAUCUUAAUAAUUGGUCUUUUGACCAAUCAGAUUAGAUAUGUUGCCAAUAAUUGGUGUCUGUGUAAAUGCAGCCAUAUUAACCAUGUAGUUCUUCAUUGACAUUGUUUGGUUUGCACCUUGACUCACGUUGGUUGAGGGCCCUCCACUUCUUUUCAUAUCUGACCAUGUAGUUGUUGUCAUUGGCUCUCUAUGCAGGUUGACUGUGUGUAUGAGGAGAUCAGAGAGGCAGACAGACAGACAGACACACUUCCUGUGGUCCUCUCUUCAGUCUACUCUACUGUCAACUCGCCUACCAACUCUUCAACCUACCCUGCUGGUCAAGACUCUACAACCUACCCUGCUGGCCACGCCUCUGCAACCUACACUGCUGGCCAAGCAUCUACAACAUACCCUGCUAGCUCCGCCACAGGUAUUCUACAGAUUGAUGGGUAACUGCAUACGUGGAGUGUGUUUGAAAGUGGCCGUUGCCAAAUAAGUGGGAGGAGCAACAUAAGUGGGUGUUUGGAAACCUAACAGCUAAUUGGGCAGUUUGGUUUCCACUCAAAAUCGAUAUGUGUGGCUGCUUGCUUUUUCCUUGUAUCAUUUUAGCUAACCCUAACCUGUUUCCUAACCUUAACCUCCUUCUCCUAACCUACUAGGUUAGUUCUCCUAAACUGCCAUGUUAGUUAUCCUAACCGACAAAUUUAAUUAUCCUAACCUGCUAUUUUAUUUAUUGUAACCUGCCACGUUAGUUUUCCUAACCUGCCACAUUAAUUAUCCUAACCUGCCUUUUUAAUUAUCCUAACCUGCCACCUUAAUUCUCCUAACUUGCCACGUUAAAUCUCCUAACGUGCCACGUUAAUUAUCCUAACCUCUCACGUUAAUUCUCCUAACCUGCCACGUUAAUUAUCCUAACAUCCCACGGUAAUUAUCAUAAACUGCCACGUUAAUUAUCCUAACAUCCCACGGUAAUUAUCAUAAACUGCCACGUUAAUUAUCCUAACAUCCCACGGUAAUUAUCAUAAACUGCCUAACCGGCCUCGCUAAAAUGCUACAAGGAAACAGCAAGCAGCCACUCAAAACAGUCUUGAGCGGCAACCAAUCUUCCCAAUUAGCUGUUAUGUUUCCAUACACCCACUUAUGUAAAUCCUAACACUUAUAUCGCAAUGCUAACUGUCACACACACUCCACAUAUGGUGUUACCCAUACUUGAUUCCACACUGUGACAUGCUAAUGCUUCCCCAAAGAUGAUAUAAAUCCAAGCUAUUCUACUGCAGAUCAUCCAGCUUCUCUCAUCUACUCCAAUGUGAAUCUACCCACAGAUUCUAGAGUCUCUUCAAGCCCUCCAACAGCCAGUGGAACCCAGGAUGAUUCCAUCUAUUCUACAGCCCAGCUACCCAAAGAUACUGUAGAAUCUACAAGAUACCCUGCUGUACACCUCUCUAAAGACACUCCAGAAGACGCCAUCUACUCUACAGCCCAGCUACCAAAAGAUACUGUAGAAGCUACAAGAUACCCUGCUGUACACCUCUCUAAAGACACUCCAGAAGACGCCAUCUACUCUACAGCCCAGCUACCCAAAAUAAUGUAGGACUAUAUAAUCUAUACAAGGGAUGCGUCUCAAAUGACACUCUAUUACCUAUCCCCCAUAUGGCCCUGGUCAAAGGCAGUGCUCUAUAGAGAACAAGGUGCCAUUUGGGAUGAAGGGAAGCUCCCUGUAGAGAGAUGAAGGGUUGUCACCACAGAGCCGCCAUCUUGGAAUGACAUGAAAAAAAAAACAAUCCCUUUCAUGUUUCAAUUCCUCCUUGACAUAUUGUAUUCAAACAGCUCAUGUGGUUUUACUGUAUAUAAUGUGUGUAAAAUAUGAACAUCUGGGUUUAAAAUAAAUUUUAUCUCCAGAUUUUGUGAAAGUCAACCAACAUUUUUGUAAAUAUUUGUGUAAAUAUGAACUAUGUAUUUAGUCAUAUCAUUUUGGCUUCAUUUUGGCUGUUAUAAUAAUGAAGACAGUAAUACCAUAAUAGUCAGUUGUACCUUUGAGAUUUACAUAUCUAUUAUAUAUGUACAUAAACUGUACCUUUUAACUUUUAAAGUAUUUCAAUAAAACUCAUCAAAAUGUUUAAAACAGUGUGAAUAUGGAGUAUUAGUGUGUGUGUGUGUGUGUGUGUGUGUGUGUGUGUGUGUUUGCACGCAGGCAGGCACACACACACAUACACACACUGAAAAGCCAGUACUGGUGUAUAUGGGGUCAGGUCUGGGGAUGGUGGUGUGUGUGUUGGUCCUCAUUCUCAUCAUAUUCAUCAGACAAAGGACCAGAACAAAGAUAACUACUGGUGAGACACACACAUGUUGUUUUACUAUCCUUGUGGGGACCAAACAACUGAUUCCCAUUCAAAAUCCUAUUUUCCCUAACCUUUAACCCUAACCCUAACGCCUAACCCUAUACCUAACACCUAAUCCUAAUUGUAACACUAACCCUAAUUCUAACCCUAACCCUAAACUUAACCCUAAGCCUGAAAUAGCCUUUUUCAUUUUGGGGAUGAAUGUCCCCACUUGUCCAUAUUUUCCUUGUUUUACUAUCGUUGUGAGGGCUUCUGGUCCCCACAAGGAUAGCAAAACCAAACACACACACAAACACACAGACACACAGACACACACACACACUUAACCACUCGCAGGUAGCUUAGUGGUUAAGAGCGUUGUGCCAGUAACCGAAAGGUCGCUGGUUCUAAUCCCCUAGCUGACUAGGUGAAAAAUUUGUCGAUGUGCCCUUGAGCAAGGCACUUAACCCUAAUUGCUCCUGUAAGUCGCUCUGGAUAAGAGCGUCUGCUAAAUGACUAAAAAUAUUACAUAUCCUCAGAAUCUGUUAACUCCAGAAGGACUGCCUUCCACCCCAUCUACUCCACCCCGACCAAUCAGAACCUAGAUACAGCCCGUGACAUAACCACAACAACCACCACAACAACCAAUCAUUGUCCAGAUGACAUAUAUUCCAACUACAGAGGUUGCGGGCACUGUGAGCUAUGUUACUAUCAACUUCCCCAGAGAUCCAGCCUGUCUCCACUAUGUUACUGUCAACUUCCCCAGAGAUCCAGCCUGUCUCCACUAUGCUACUGUCAACUUCCCCAGAGAUCCAGCCUGUCUCCACUGAGCUACUGUCAACUUCCCCAGAGAUCCAGCCUGUCUCCACUAUGCUACUGUCAUCUUCCCCAGAGAUCCAGCCUGUCUCCACUAUGCUACUAUCAACUUCCCCAGAGAUCCAGCCUGUCUCCACUAUGUUGCUGUCAACUUCCCCAGAGAUCCUGCCUGUCUCCACUAUGCUACUGUCAACUUCCCCAGAGAUCCAGCCUGUCUCCACUAUGAUACUGUCAACUUCCCCAGAGAUCCAGCCUGUCUCCACUAUGCUACUGUCAACUUCCCCAGAGAUCCAGCCUGUCUCCACUAUGCUACUGUCAACUUCCCCAGAGAUCCAGCCUGUCUCCACUAUAAUACUGUCUCCUUCAGUACAGACUCUGAUGCUAGUAACCACCCAGACACUCACCCUACAGAUGUAGACACCUCAUAG